AUGGCUUCAAGGACCUCUCCGUUCAAUCUGGCCACAUGCGCCCGUCCCAACAUUUUGAAACUGCAGCCCUACCGGUGCGCAAGAGAUGACUACAAAGACGACGGCACAAACGUGCUUCUCGACGCCAAUGAGAAUGCCUACGGUCCAGGACUGGCAUUGAACACGGAAGGCACAUUGCAAGCGUCCCAGACAGGCAAUGCGACAAGUGCUUCAAAGCCCGAGAUUGACUUUUUGGGCUUGAACCGAUACCCCGACCCUCACCAGAUUGAACUUAAGCAGCUCUUCUGCAACCUCCGUAAUACUCACCACCACACACCCAAGACCUUACAACCCGAGAAUCUCUUCGUCGGCGUCGGAUCGGACGAGGCGAUCGAUGCGCUUCUCCGAUGCUUCUGCGCUCCCGGCAAGGACAAGAUCCUGACAUGCCCUCCGACCUACGGAAUGUAUAGCGUGAGCGCACAGAUCAAUGACAUCGAUAUCGUCAAGGUGCCGCUGGAUGUCAAUAACGGGUUCCACCUGCAGCCGGAGAAGGUCAACGAGGCCCUGUCCGCAGACUCUUCUAUUAAGCUGGCAUACAUCUGCUCGCCGGGUAACCCGACCGCCAAUCUGAUCCGCAAGGAGGAUAUCCGCAAGGUUCUGGAGCACCCGACGUGGAACGGAGUGGUCAUCGUGGAUGAGGCAUACAUCGACUUCGCCGAAGAGGGCUCCAGCUUGGCCGAAUGGGUGAACGAGUGGCCCAACCUGGUUGUGAUGCAGACGCUGAGCAAGGCGUUCGGUCUCGCGGGUAUCCGUCUGGGCGUGGCCUACAGCAGCCCCGAGAUCACGCAGCUGCUGAACAGCCUGAAGGCCCCCUACAACAUUUCCAGCCCAACGAGUGCCCUGGCAUCCGCCGCGCUAACGGGUCCCAACAUGGCCGUCAUGCGCAGUUACCGCGAGCAGAUCGUCGCCCAGCGAGACCGGCUGCUACGUGAACUACCGCAGAUCCCCGGCGUAGGCCAGUUCCUGGGUGGCCAUGACGCGAACUUCCUGCUGGUGCAGAUUACCGAUGCAGAGGGCCGCCCGAGCAACGUCACCGCGUUGGCGGCCUACGAGGCGAUGGCGGAGAAGCGCGGGGUGGUGGUACGGUUCCGAGGCAAGGAACACGGGUGUGAGGGAUGUCUGCGCAUCACCGUCGGCACGGAGGCAGAGGUGACCAAGUUCCUGCAGGAGCUACGGACGGUACUGGCCGGGCUGCACGCCGGAGUCGGCAUCCAGUCACUUCGGGAUGAGGCGAAACGAGAGGAGGCUGCGGCUGCGGUGGUUGGGUAA
Messenger RNA from Penicillium cinerascens, 1308 nucleotides. Its product is annotated as histidinol-phosphate transaminase. Gene Ontology annotation, biological process: L-histidine biosynthetic process. The transcript has 3 exons. The record is from RefSeq and is a predicted model, not a curated record. Lineage: Eukaryota; Fungi; Ascomycota; Eurotiomycetes; Eurotiales; Aspergillaceae. Bases 1 to 1308 code for a protein of 435 amino acids. Gene Ontology annotation, molecular function: pyridoxal phosphate binding; L-histidinol-phosphate:2-oxoglutarate transaminase activity.